Wasmannia auropunctata (little fire ant) is the source of this 2371-nucleotide messenger RNA. RefSeq names its product zinc finger BED domain-containing protein 1-like. The transcript is spliced from 3 exons. Bases 268 to 2046 code for a protein of 592 amino acids. Gene Ontology annotation, molecular function: protein dimerization activity. NCBI's taxonomy places the organism in Eukaryota, Metazoa, Arthropoda, Insecta, Hymenoptera, Formicidae. The record is from RefSeq and is a predicted model, not a curated record.
GAUAUUACGAUAUUAUCCAUUUUUAAUAUUAAUUUAUGCGUUUCAUGUAUUUCAGUGCCACCAAAAAGCAAAGUUUGGACUUUUUUUAUUAAAACAACAGACGGAGGAGUUUGUAAAAUAUGCAAUAAAAAUGUAGCAUCAGGUGGAACUACUAAUUUAAAAAAUCACCUACUGCGCCAUCAUAAAAAUAUUCCAUAUAACAGAGAAACGCAAGUGUCAAUUGCUACUGUGGAUUCUACGGAAUAUGUAAACGUGGAAUCCACAGCAAUGGAUGAUUCAAUUGAUAUUGAUGAUCCUUCAAUUGUACAAAGCAGCGAAAAAGCAGAGAAUUCAAUGCAGACUGAAGCAGUAAUCCCUAACCAAUCAACUGCAUCGGUACAAAAGCAGCGAUUUAAGAAUGCUAAGACAUCGAAGUCUUAUGGCAAUCACUCAAUACAACCACGAAUUGAUAGAUCCCUCGAGAAAAUAAAGUCUUUUGAAGUUGGAGGAAAGAAAGAAGCACAACUCAUCAAUGCAAUUACUUUCAUGAUCGCAAAGGAUAAUUUACCGUUAAAUACCGUUGACAAGGAAGGUUUCGCAUAUUUUUGUAAGAUCGCGUGUCCUCUUUUUAAAUUGCCUGGUCGUAAACAGAUUACAAAUGCAAUUAAAUCUAAAUAUGAGAUUUUAUCCACAAUAAUUAAACAAAAAAUUUCUACUGCUAAAAAUGUAACAAUUACUGCCGACGUUUGGACAGAAACAAUGAACACAGUCAGUUUUUUAGGUUUAACCGCACAUUUUCUUUAUAAUGAGGAACUUGAUUCUGUUACGAUCGGAGUUUUCAAAUUAGAUGAACGUCACACUUCCGAAUACUUAUCAGCAAAAAUGAAAAUGAUAUGUGAUGAUUGGCUUAUAGAUCUUUCAAAUGUUCACGCUGUCGUUACAGAUAACGCUUCGAACAUAACUGCAGCUGUUAGAGACUUAUUUGGCAAAAAUAAACAAUUACCCUGCUUUGCUCACACCGUGAAUCUCGUUCCUGCAAAAUUAUGCGAAAAAGUAUCUGAUUUAAAAGACAUAAUUGAUAAAGUUAAGGCGAUAGUUACUUUCUUUAAACACAGUGUGGUAGCAGCCGAUGAAUUUCGUAACGCGCAAAAUUUAAAUGCAUCUAAUGCUCCAUUAAAAUUAAUUCAAGAAGUGUCUACGCGAUGGUCAUCUCUAUAUUAUAUGCUCGAAAGAUUUGUUUUGUUAAGUGAUCCUGUAAGUUCAGUAAUGUUAAAAUUUAAAAAAUCCCCGCCAAUGCUAUCUGGUUUUGAACUUGCUAUUCUUCAAGAAGUUCUAAAAUUGUUAAAACCAUUCGAGGUUAUAACAAAAGAAAUUUCCGGUCAGAAAUUUGUUACAUGCAGCAAAGUAAUUCCUAUGAUUCAUUGCUUACGAAAUCAAUUAACAGAAUUAAAACCAGAAUCCGAUGUUAGUAAAAAACUUAAAAACUAUCUUUUGAGCAAAGUUGAAAACAGGUUUCAAUCUAUUGAAAAACAAAAUCUUUUAGCAUUUGCAACUAUACUCUAUCCAAGGUUUAAAAAAAUUCAUUUUCGGGAUGCAUUAGCGUGUAGUUCAGUUUUGCUUAAAAUUAAUAAUAUGUUACGCGAACUUAAUGUAGAAAAGAAUGCCAGCGAUAUAGAAAAUGAACCAAACGUUGACAGUGCAAUUGAAGAAUCAAGCUUAUGGAAUUUUCAUUACGAUUUAGUAAACAAAUCCAAAACUCAAUUGAGCUGUAAUGAAGAAUCUUUCCUACAUAUUGAUUUACAAUAUUACUUCAGUCAAAAUGUUCUUCCACUGAACGCUGAUCCAAUUAAGUUUUGGAUUUCACAAAAAAAUUCCGCACCAAACUUAUCCUUCAUUGCUUUAAAAUAUUUGUCGGCUGUUACAACAUCUGUGCCGUCUGAACGAAUGUUCUCAUGCACUGGAAAUAUAAUGAGUGACAAUAGAAAUAGAAUUACGGGGGAACAUUUAACAGAAUUAUUAUUUUUACGUUCUUUAAAGUUUUCGGAUUGGCAGCUGGCACUUGAAUAACUGUUUAUUGACAAUUAAGGACCAAUUGCACAUUAUAAAAAAUAUAUAUUACGACACUUACUCUUACUUCAACGUUUUUAUGUACAAAUAUGUACGUAAAUCCUGCUUUAAAUAAUCCGAUAGAAAUCGUUUUUUAUGGAACUUUUUAAAUUAACCUAAAUGUUCCCUUAUAUAAUAUAUGAAUUUUGCCUUAUAUGAUAAUUAAAUUUUGCGUUCUAAUUUAGUUGUAAGAAAAUGUUUCAAUGCGUUAACUAUCUAUCUCUCAGAUAUUCUAUGUAAUUUUAAUUUAAUUCAAGUUCUAAUAAUAAAUUUGUAUAAUUUCGUA